AUGGACCGGGGGAUGAUACAAACCAGACACUUGGGCGAAGUGGUAGCUCCGACGGCCCCGGAAGUGGCAGCGGUGAUGGCGGACGGUGCUCAGGAAGUACAGCAAGAUGUGGAAGAGGACUUCCAUCAUCUCUGCUUAAAGGAUUAUCGAGCAGUUAAGUUACCGAUUUCCAUUGAAAUUCAUUCUGAAUUCACAACAAAAUGUGUAAGAAAAAAAUUCAGCGGCGGGCUAGGUCGAUACACGAGCGGGUCUGCGACGCUGCGACUGCGCGCGGGCGCGGUGCCGUACGCGAUGCGCGCGCGCUUGGACGCUGAGCUGAGCGUGAUGCUGCGGGGUGGCAUCAUCGAACCCGUCGACUGCUCCGACUGGACCUCGCCACUGGUGUCGAGGAAGAAGAAGAAGAAGAAGCAGAAGAAGAAGAAGCAGAAGAAGAAGCAGAAGAAGAAGAAGCGGAAGAAGCGGAAGAAGCGGAAGAAGCGGAAGAAGCGGAAGAAGCGGAAGAAGCGGAAGAAGCGGAAGAAGCGGAAGAAGCGGAAGAAGAAGCGGAAGAAGAAGCGGAAGAAGAAGCGGAAGAAGAAGCGGAAGAAGAAGCGGAAGAAGAAGCGGAAGAAGAAGCGGAAGAAGAAGCGGAAGAAGAAGCGGAAGAAGAAGCGGAAGAAGAAGCGGAAGAAGAAGCGGAAGAAGAAGCGGAAGAAGAAGCGGAAGAAGAAGCGGAAGAAGAAGCGGAAGAAGAAGCGGAAGAAGAAGCGGAAGAAGAAGCGGAAGAAGGCGGAAGAAGAAGCGGAAGAAGAAGCGGAAGAAGAAGCGGAAGAAGAAGCGGAAGAAGAAGCGGAAGAAGAAGCGGAAGAAGAAGCGGAAGAAGAAGCGGAAGAAGAAGCGGAAGAAGAAGCGGAAGAAGAAGCGGAAGAAGAAGCGGAAGAAGAAGCGGAAGAAGAAGCGGAAGAAGAAGCGGAAGAAGAAGCGGAAGAAGAAGCGGAAGAAGAAGCGGAAGAAGAAGCGGAAGAAGAAGCGGAAGAAGAAGCGGAAGAAGAAGCGGAAGAAGAAGAACGAAACAACAUUGCGAGGACCGUUCCCCUGGACGCCUGUAUACUCGGUCUCUUCUGUCGUUGCCAUGGAGACACAUUCUGCUGUCUUCAGUGA
Melitaea cinxia (Glanville fritillary) is the source of this 1140-nucleotide messenger RNA. RefSeq names its product eukaryotic translation initiation factor 4 gamma-like. NCBI's taxonomy places the organism in Eukaryota, Metazoa, Arthropoda, Insecta, Lepidoptera, Nymphalidae. The record is from RefSeq and is a predicted model, not a curated record.